AUGGGAAUUCGAAACUUCUGCAACAUUUGCAGGUUUUUCACAAUUCCUCAUUUCUUCAAAAACACUCUGUUCCAAUCACCAACUGGUUCGUACCCAAUUCGCACCCUAAAACCCUCUUUUACAACUUCAAUUCAUAAUCCUCACAUUUACUUGAAGCUUGAUUUUCAAUUUCAUCUUUCAAGGUACUUUUGUUCUAACCCUAAUUCUUCUUAUAAACGUAAACCAUAUACUACUUCGAAGCAAGUUUCUGAAAUCAUUGCAUUGAUUUGCGAGGGUGUGAAUGAUUUGGAAUAUAGGUUAAACAUGAUGAAUGUGUCAUUGUCUUUGUCAUCAGUUGUUUACAUUUUUGAUAGAUUAGCAAGUGAAAAAGUUUCAGCGUUGAUGUUUUUUCAUUGGCUUAAUCUUUCACAUCGUGAGCUUUGUUGUGCUCCUGAGAUAGGGAAUUUGGUUAUUGAAAACUGUGGGUUGUUAGGAAAUUUUGAGGCUAUGGUUCCUGUUUUGGUUGAGUUUAACCUAAAAAGGAUGUGUUUGGGAAGAAGGGCGUUUAGGUUCUUGGUUGUUUUAAGGUUGGAUAGGGAUUAUUGUAUGGAGUGUGUGAGGAGAGUUUUGGAUGUGCUUAAUAAGGUUGGAGGGGCUUGUAGAAGCUCUGGGGUGAAUUUGUUGAUAGAGACGUUUAGUUUUUCGGGUGAUUUUGAUAUUGCGGAGUAUGUGAUAGAAGAAACAGGGAGGAAUGUGAGAAGUUAUAACUUUUUAUUGAGGUUAAUGUGUAACAGAGGUUAUUACGAAAGAGUAGGUGAUUUGGUAGAGAAGAUGAAGGGAAUCGGUGUGGAACCGGAUGGAAGUACUUACAAUUUGUUGGUAAGUUGUUCAAUCAAGAUUGGUAAAUUUGUUGAGGUUUGCCAAGUUCUUGAGAUGGUGGAAAGAGAAAAUGGUUUGCCGGAUGGGUUUUCGUUUGAUGUUCUUAUUAGUUUAUUAUGUAAACAUGGACAGAUUGAUUUGGCUUUGAAGUUUCUUGAUAAGAUGGCUUUGAAGGGUAUCCAACCUUGUCGUUUAACGAAUGCUGUGGUGAUAAAGUCGUAUUUUGAAUCAGGAAAAUAUGAUGAAGCACAUGAGUAUGUUGUUGAUUCUGCUUGUAAGCAUAGCUAUUCCAGCAAUGAAAGCUACACCUUACUUGCUUCUCUUUAUUUAAAGAAAGGAAGUGUUCUACUUUCCCAAAGGAUUCUUCAAGAGAUGAUGGAUAGAGGUCUUAAACCUAAUUAUUCAGUGUAUAUGAAGAUUAGAAAGUGUCUUGAGAAGAAAAAUAAAAAAGAUUUGUCUCUGGAAUUAUCAAGAAGAUACUUGAGGUUUAUCGAAAAGUGA
Messenger RNA from Lathyrus sativus (Indian pea), 1359 nucleotides. NCBI's taxonomy places the organism in Eukaryota, Viridiplantae, Streptophyta, Magnoliopsida, Fabales, Fabaceae. The record is from the annotation of a GenBank genome assembly.